CUUCCCUUAUCACCGUCCCCUCUUUAGCUACUCGUCUCUUCUGUUAUGUGCAUCAAUGAAUCGCGUAGCCCACGUUUUAAGAAUACAUAUGUGUGUGCAUACUAUCCGUCUGUAAAAAAGAUGUCGGUUGCAUAUGAAAGUAAGCACAUAUAGCGGUUGAGAGGACACCGGUAAGGUAAUGGUGGGAGUAGUAUAGUCACGACCGGAAAGAUGUUGCUCAGGCCUGCUUUAGUUAAUGAUUGACACGUUCGUAAGGAAAACGGAAGAACGUAUAUUUUGUUGAGCUCUUCGAUCCUCCUGCAUAUAUUAUUACUACACUUGUUGUAUUCUUCCUGGAUUCAGUAUCUCCUACAAAAUCUGAGUCAGUGUAACACACCAAAUCUUCCUUUCUUGAUGGUGAAUCUGACUUGUUCUUGUGUGUUGCCAACCCAUGAAAUGCCUGAAUUACUGUCUUCAUGAAUAAUUCGACGAGAAUUCAUAUGUAGAAGAGUGUUUAAUACGGCACAAGAUUUGUUGCCAAGAUGAGUAAGAUGUAUACAACUGCCAACCUCUCUGACAAAGAGUUAAAGGAAGAAGGAAAUCGUCUUUUCAAUCUUCACAAGUAUGAGGAUGCUGCGUACUGCUACACCAAAGCAAUUAUUAAAAAUCCAACUCAAGCGCUAUACUUUACCAAUCGAGCACUGUGUAACCUAAAAUUGAAACGAUGGGAAUCAUCCUGUCUAGACUGCAGACGUGCUCUUGAUAUUGAUCCAUGCCUGGUGAAAGGACAUUUUUUCUUGGGUUUAGCUCUUCUUGAAAUGGAACACAUUGAUGAAGCUGUUAAACGUUUACAAAGAGCUGUGGAUUUGGCCAAAGAGCAAAAGUUAAAUUAUGGAGAUGAUAUGACCAGCAUUUUAAGGCAAGCACGAAAACGUUGUUUCCAAUUGAAAGAAGAACAACGAAUUAUUCAAGAUAUCGAAUUACAAUCAUAUCUGAAUCAAUUGAUAGUAGAAGAUGCUGAACGAAGUUUAGCUGAAUUAAUGGAACAAGAAGGAGCUAAAGAUGCAGAUGGUGCAACUGAAGGAGAGACCUCAUCUAUUGAAUUUAUGAGAAAAAAAGAAGAAAUAGAAGAAAAAAGAGAUACGUAUAUGGCUCACCUUAAUGAUUUAUUUGCAAAAGUGGAUGAAAGAAGAAGGAAAAGGGAAGUACCUGAUUAUUUAUGCGGAAAAAUUAGUUUUGAAAUUUUACAAGAACCUGUAAUUACACCAAGUGGAAUUACAUAUGAACGGAAAGACAUUGAAGAACAUUUACAAAGGGUGGGACACUUUGACCCAGUAACUAGAGUUCGGUUAACUCAGGAUCAGUUAAUCCCCAACCUAGCAAUGAAGGAAGUAGUAGAUACAUUUUUGCAAGAAAAUGAGUGGGCAUUAUAUUAUUAAUAUGUAAAAUUAGGAUAUUGCUGUAUUUUUAUGAUAAAUAAUUGCAUAUAUCAUGAUUAUUUUUGGGUCUUGUUAAUUUACAUAAAUGUGCACAUCAUUACCUCGUAAACAGUAAAUAGAUCAC
Messenger RNA from Eufriesea mexicana, 1542 nucleotides. It is a transcript of the gene STUB1, whose product is annotated as STIP1 homology and U-box containing protein 1. Lineage: Eukaryota; Metazoa; Arthropoda; Insecta; Hymenoptera; Apidae. Gene Ontology annotation, biological process: cellular response to misfolded protein; positive regulation of proteolysis; proteasome-mediated ubiquitin-dependent protein catabolic process. Gene Ontology annotation, cellular component: Z disc; cytoplasm. The record is from RefSeq and is a predicted model, not a curated record. The transcript has 6 exons. The coding region runs from base 522 to 1418 and encodes 298 amino acids. Gene Ontology annotation, molecular function: ubiquitin protein ligase activity; protein-folding chaperone binding.